AUGUCUACCCUCACGAAAUUCACACCCUCCACGCCUAAAGGCCGACGAUCACGAUCCCCAUAUCUGUCCGCCAAAACAGCCACCAUCUUAAUCCUUGCCAUCUCGAUUUUUCUUUUCCUGAUCAGCAAAUUCACCCUCCCAUCAUUCACUACCUCGCAAAGCCCAGAUCAUAGUAUCAACCAGGAUCUCUAUCCAGAUAUCCAAGUGGCAGAACAGAACUUCAACCCCAACGCUGAUUGUGACCUCGACCUCGACCCUGACAUCGAAUCCGAAGAACAUGACUGUCCGUAUUCGGUACCGCAUACUCAACGUGGAAGCGAGAAAAAGCAGAAGAAUAGUUGGAACUCUUCCUCUUCCGGAGAGUUCUGGAUCUCGGAUCUAGGUCCUAUCGAGCGAAUCCAUGUGAAGUUGAACUCUUCAACGGCCUAA
Messenger RNA from Aspergillus steynii IBT 23096, 429 nucleotides. RefSeq lists its product as uncharacterized. Lineage: Eukaryota; Fungi; Ascomycota; Eurotiomycetes; Eurotiales; Aspergillaceae. The transcript has a single exon. The coding region runs from base 1 to 429 and encodes 142 amino acids. The record is from RefSeq and is a predicted model, not a curated record.